Molecule: messenger RNA, 1638 nt
Organism: Protobothrops mucrosquamatus (brown spotted pit viper)
Lineage: Eukaryota; Metazoa; Chordata; Lepidosauria; Squamata; Viperidae
Gene: ADIPOR2
Product: adiponectin receptor 2
Exons: 7
Coding region: 37-1185 (382 amino acids)
Biological process (GO): adiponectin-activated signaling pathway
Cellular component (GO): plasma membrane
Molecular function (GO): signaling receptor activity
Source: RefSeq, a predicted model, not a curated record
AAAUAAGAACUUCUUUUCAGGAAGAGUCUUGAUCUCAUGAACGAAUCAACAGAUCUUGGAGAUGCAAGCACUCUGGAGCCAGUUAUACGGCUCAGGAAGGGACACAUGCCCAAUUCUGCUGUGCAAGAAUAUGAUCAUAGUGACAAGUCCAGUGAGCAGAAACCCCUCUUAGUAGAACCAUCAGCAUCAUCUGAAAAGGAUUCUGGCAAAGAUGGGGAUGACAAUUCAACUCAGGAAGAUGAGGGCUUUAUGGGAAUGCUGCCUCUCCUCCAAGCCCACCACGCGAUGGAGAGAAUGGAGGAAUUUGUAUGCAAGGUAUGGGAGGGCCGAUGGCGUGUCAUUCCCUUCGACGUCUUGCCUGAUUGGUUAAAAGACAACGACUACCUGUUGCAUGGGCACCGGCCACCGAUGCCUUCUUUCCGGGCUUGCUUUAAAAGCAUUUUCAGAAUACACACAGAGACAGGCAACAUCUGGACGCAUCUACUAGGAUGUGUGUUCUUUCUAUGUUUGGGGAUCUUCUACAUGUUCCGGCCAAAUAUGUCCUUUGUAGCACCCGUUCAAGAGAAGGUGGUGGUUGGAUUGUUCUUCUUGGGAGCCAUCCUUUGCCUUUCCUUCUCAUGGCUUUUUCACACAGUUUACUGCCAUUCAGAAGGUGUUUCCAGGCUCUUCUCCAAGCUGGACUAUUCUGGGAUUGCUCUCCUCAUUAUGGGCAGUUUCGUCCCUUGGCUUUACUACUCUUUUUACUGCAACCCUCAGCCCUGCUUCAUCUAUCUGAUCGUGAUCUGUGUCCUGGGCAUUGCAGCCAUUAUAGUUUCACAGUGGGACAUGUUUGCAACCCCUCAAUACCGCGGAGUACGAGCAGGAGUGUUUCUGGCCCUGGGCCUUAGUGGUGUGAUUCCCACUCUGCACUUUGUCAUCUCGGAAGGGCUCCUCAGGGCUGCCACCAUGGGGCAGAUAGGAUGGCUGGCCCUCAUGGCCUGUUUGUACAUCACUGGCGCUGGCUUGUAUGCUGCUCGUAUCCCAGAGAGAUUUUUCCCGGGCAAAUGUGACAUCUGGUUCCACUCCCAUCAGCUCUUUCAUAUUUUCGUAGUGGCCGGUGCUUUUGUGCACUUCCAUGGCGUUUCAAAUCUUCAAGAGUUCCGUUUCACCGUUGGGGGAGGCUGCUCAGAGAACGAGAUGGAGUAAAACCCGUCCCCCCCGUUGAGGAUCAUAACCAAAACUGAACCAUGGGAGCAGUCGAUCCACACUUCGCCUACAAUGGUGUGGAAGUUUUGCAGGGAAUCUUAAGUAUAAGAUGGGAGAAAAAUUCAUACCUCAAGCAAUGGAGUGAAUUGGUUCUGAAGACGUGGACAUUCUUAAAUCUUAACUUAUUCCUGGGAUCUGCAACUGAAGCAAGAAAAAAAAACAUCCUUUCUUAAUCAGCUUAUGUUCAAUGCCAUAUUUAUUUGUAGAAAAUAAGAGAGGUUAUCUUGGGGAAGAGCUUGGCAAUUUUUUUUCUUUUCUUUUUUUAAAUCUAGCUUAAUUAAGAUUUGUAUCUUGUUCAGGUAAGUUGAUUUUUAGAUGCCCUUUUGGGAGAAAAAAAAAUGUAAAUAAGAUUUCUAACUUUCUGUUUGAUUAAAAAACUUUCUAUAAAUGUUU